Molecule: messenger RNA, 2663 nt
Organism: Ciona intestinalis (vase tunicate)
Lineage: Eukaryota; Metazoa; Chordata; Ascidiacea; Phlebobranchia; Cionidae
Source: RefSeq, a predicted model, not a curated record
GUGUGCCUGAUGUAUAGCAGAUACCCAAUUUAUAACUGACAGUGAGCAUGAGGUGUAUGAACACACCAUGUGUGUCUGGUGUAUAAGAAAACCAUGCUGUAGCUGGACAGUGAGCAUGAGUGUAUGUAAACAAUCGCUUCAAAACUUUUCUGUAUCUGACAAGAAUUGAAAACAAAAUAUCCUAGAUUCAAAACACAGAUAUUUUGUACUGAAGUAUUGACAAGUUAUAAAGAUGUCGUCGAUUGCUGCGUCAGGCAGUGAAGUCCCUUUGUCUUUUUCGGGCACAAAAGUUAUCCACGAAAUGAGCGAUAUUGAUAUUCAAGUCCAGGCCCAGGAGCACAUAUACCGCCUUACACUGCACAAAGAGAAAGCAAAAGCAGGUCGACAUGCAUUGGAAGAAGUUGGACGUUCGUUAAACGCAAUAGCUCAACGAAGACGACAAUACUUCCUCGAUUACAAAACUUGUAACAGCGUGAGAUUGGUGCGGCAGUGGUACGCCUGGGAGACAAAGCGAAACCUUGAAACUAACGUCGCUGAGCCUCGAACUGAAAACGCAGCGACAAGAGGAGUGAAAAUGUUUCUGCACAGGAUUGAUUUUUAUGGCACUUUACUUUCGCGUUUUGUGGAAUAUGUUCUACAACCUUUAGAAGUCCAGUUUCGCACAACAAGAGCAGUCAACAACGACCUGGAACGAGUUAAAUUUCAAAUGAAGCAAUUGAAGAAAAAGUGCGAAAUGCUUCUGAGUGAUAAUACUGAGAUAUUACUGGAAAACGUGAACCACACUGACGCUGAAAAGCGAUUUCCCGUCAUCUCUGUUUUACCGCGCGUCCAUGACCUCCUGACCAAAAUGGUGACCCGGUCAUUUCAAUGGCGUUUACAUGCUAGAUUUGAACAACAAUUUGAAAAUAUUGCUAACAAGAGAGCACACACUGAAACGGAGAGAGAUUUAGGAGAAAAGUUAAAACUGUUAAGGGACCUGGAUCGGCAAAUAAGGAAAACUCGUAGAAGUUAUGAACUUAUUGAUGAAGAAAUAGCAGCUCGUAAACAAGCAAUGUCUUCAAGUCAUUUCCGUGAUAUGUAUGCUGAAUGUAUGGAGAGAAUAGAUGCAGUGACCAUAUCCUAUGAACAGUGUAAAGCAAGCAUUGAUGCUCAUGAUACAACUAUUAAAACGGUCCAGCAAAGCUUAGGAAAAUAUAAAAUAGUUGGUCCCAAGCGAAGGCACAAACUUGAAUCUUCUAUCUUAAGAAGGACAAGAAAAUCUGAAGAAUUGACAAAAAUUAAAGCUGAACUGGAUAGGCUAGAGCAACAUAAGUCACGCUUGGAUGAAGAAGAAGUCACAUGGUUGCGCGGUGGUUACGACAAUGAAAUAAACUUGAUCGAAAAAUUGAAAGAACAAUCAAAUAGUUUAAGUGAAAACACAAAGUUGUUGGAAAAACAAAGAGAAGACUUAAAGAUGUCAUAUGAGCAAUCUAUGAAUGAAGUACUAAAACUCAGCAAUGAAUUUGAACAAGUUAGUCAUGAAUAUGAAUACGUGAAACGCCUUGCUUCUAUUGUAGCUAAGACAAUGGGGAAUAAUGUGGAUCCUCAAUUACUUAUUAAACCCAAUAAGAUUAGUAUUGACAAAGCACUGAGAGAAGAUGCUUAUGAAAUGACGCAACCCAAAGGAGUAGCCAUGGUAAUACACAACGAAUGGUUCACAAAAUCACCCCGUGAAGAAAAACCAUCAAAAACCAAAGAUAAAAACAACAAACAACUCGAAUCGUUAUUCGUCCAACUUGGUUAUUACCUAAUCCAUCGCUCAAAUCUCUCAGCAGCGGGCAUGAGGCAGCAUAUGUCAGGGUUAUCGGACCAAUACCAUGGUUACCACGGCCGUCAUAACUCUCUCUUGGUAGCAGUUGUUGCGCAAUCCAACGAAAAAGGAAAGAUUAUCACCGAGGAUGGAGUAGUUUCUAUCCUAGACUUCAUGGAAUCAUUUGUAAGUUCUAGAUGUCCUGCUCUGAUGGGAAAACCGAAGAUUUUCCUCUUUUUUCUCCACGUAACAAACAGGGAUCCUGUUCUUCCCAUGGUAAGUGAUGUCCGGAGUUCAAAAAUGAAGCUGAAUGAUCAUAUCUUCCAACCGGAACCUCUUUCUGUUCCUGAAGACUUUGUAGUUGCAAGGAUCAUGUGUGAAGAGUUAAGUAUGCUGGAUGGAGGACCCACCUUUGGAGGAGUCACAGCAUCCAGUGAUGAUGGAGGACUCCCAUGGUUUGUUCAAUCCUUUAUGAAGAUGAUCUCUAACCAAGCAGGAUCAACUGAUCUUAUCAGUAUAUUGAGAAACGCAAAGAAACAGCUUCAGGAUCAAUCUUCUACCCCAAGAUCUACAGCUACAGCCUUUUCUGAGGCAUCAGUAAACUCACUACAGAGAAAACCCACUGGCAGGGAAGACCAUUUGAAUAUUUUUGUUGACGAAAAUUUGAAAAGGAAACUUUAUUUGAUGCCUGGAAUAUAAAGUAAUGAUGUGUGUUUAUUUCUGCACGUAUAAUGUUUUGCACUGGGUUUUACAUCACUUUUUAUUUAAAUAUUGGUCCAGUUUUUUUUUACUUUCACAUCACUUCAGUUUUAUGUUUACAUUGCUUCAGUUUUAUUUUCACAUCGAUUCAGUUAUAUUUUCACAUCAAUUCAGU